GGGUAGAUUUCCGUCGUCUCAACUUCCGGCCUUUUUCCUCACGCGCCUGAGCCGGGCCAAGCGAGUUGUACAAUGAGACCAAUUCUGCUCCAAGGACAUGAAAGGUCCAUCACUCAGAUCAAGUACAAUCGUGAUGGGGACCUACUCUUCACUGUUGCCAAAGAUCCGGUGGUUAAUGUCUGGUACUCUGUGAAUGGAGAGCGUCUGGGAACUUACAAUGGACACACAGGAGCAGUUUGGUGUGUGGAUGUGGACUGGGAAACUCGGCAUGUACUUUCUGGAUCUGCAGAUAACUCAUGCAGGCUGUGGGACUGUGAAACAGGAAAGCAGUUGGCUCUCUUGCAGACUAAUUCAGCUGUGAGGACCUGUGGCUUCGAUUUUGGUGGCAACAUAAUCAUGUUUUCCACGGACAAACAGAUGGGCUAUCAGUGCUUUGUGAGCUUUAUUGACUUGAGAGACCCUUCACAAAUUGAAGACAAUGAGCCAUACAUGAAAAUUCCUUGCAGUGAGUCCAAGAUAACCAGUGCAGUGUGGGGACCACUUGGAGAAAACAUAAUUGCUGGGCAUGAGAAUGGGGAGCUGAACCAUUACAGCGCCAAGUCUGGGGAAAUAGUUAACAGCAUCAAAGAGCAUUCCAAGCAGAUCAAUGACAUUCAGACCUCCCGAGACAUGACCAUGUUUGUUACAGCAUCCAAAGACUGCACCUCCAAGCUGUUUGACAGUACAUCACUUGAGCAUCAGAAAACUUUCCGGACAGAAAGACCUGUUAACUCUGCUGCCGUAUCGCCCAUAUAUGACCAUGUGGUUUUAGGAGGAGGGCAGGAAGCCAUGGAUGUGACAACAACAUCAACAAGAAUUGGAAAGUUUGAGGCCAGGUUCUUCCAUGUAGCUUUUGAGGAGGAGUUUGGGAGAGUUAAGGGUCAUUUUGGGCCUAUUAACAGUUUGGCAUUCCAUCCAGAUGGCAAGAGUUACAGCAGCGGAGGAGAGGAUGGAUACGUUAGAAUACAUUACUUUGACCCACAAUAUUUUGACUUUGAAUUUGAAUCCUGAGACAGUUGUUUCAUGCUGGUUUAUAUCCUACUUCAUAUGCACUCGCACACAAUUUGGAUUGCUAAAUUACAUCAUGAGAAUUAUAUACUUUUACAAUAAAUGUAUCCAUAUUUAUUGAAGCAAAAUGAGCAAACUGCCAAUAUUCUUUCCCCACCAAAAUGUUUCACAUACAUUUCUGGAUGGAAAGGAAACUAACACUAUCCAUUAAUGUUGAAGACCAUCGCACUGGGUGUGUUAUACAAGGACGUCUCCAUCAAUUCACAUGCAGCUUCUUAGAUUGGGAACAUAUUGCAUUGAGCCUUAAUGCAGGACAAAGCAACAGGCAUGGAUUUGUAUUUUAGGGAUUUAUGCUUUGAUGAUGAAUUUCAGGGGUAAUUCUAUAUUACCUCUGAAACAACAUGAUCGUAUGAUAAAUAAAACCGCCUUCAAUUUC
Xenopus laevis (African clawed frog) is the source of this 1483-nucleotide messenger RNA. It is a transcript of the gene eif3i.L, whose product is annotated as eukaryotic translation initiation factor 3 subunit I L homeolog. Gene Ontology annotation, biological process: cytoplasmic translational initiation; formation of cytoplasmic translation initiation complex. Gene Ontology annotation, cellular component: eukaryotic translation initiation factor 3 complex, eIF3m; eukaryotic 43S preinitiation complex; cytoplasm. The record is from RefSeq and is marked provisional. Gene Ontology annotation, molecular function: RNA binding; translation initiation factor activity. Lineage: Eukaryota; Metazoa; Chordata; Amphibia; Anura; Pipidae.